Molecule: messenger RNA, 4510 nt
Organism: Anguilla rostrata (American eel)
Lineage: Eukaryota; Metazoa; Chordata; Actinopteri; Anguilliformes; Anguillidae
Product: mastermind-like domain-containing protein 1
Exons: 5
Coding region: 355-3324 (989 amino acids)
Biological process (GO): regulation of transcription by RNA polymerase II
Cellular component (GO): nuclear body
Source: RefSeq, a predicted model, not a curated record
GUUACUCCGCCUCCGGAGUCAGGAAGCCAGAGAGGGCGAGCUCGUAAGUGGCCGCGUUGUGUGGAGAUUGAUACAGUCAUUGUAUCAUUAUUAGACGAAUACUGCUACCGUGGGGAUGAACUUACAUGAUACUUAAAGAGAACAUAAGAUUCGAUUUAUUUCGCUCAGUUUUAAUUGUUGGACCCCCUUCCCAUUCCCCCACAACAGGUCAAACAAACUGUGUGGUUUAUUUAUUUUUCAGUUUAAAUCAACAAUUCUUUAGGAUCCUGUUGCUUUAAUUUCUUUGUGUGGAGAUUCACAUAUCGAAACAAAAGUGGAUUUAACAGAAGCCGCGUUGACCAACACCACUCCAAGAUGCUCUUGGUGUCCCAGCGGCUAGACGCACCUCGCAUGGAGCCACUACUGCCUGGAUCGGUGAAGAGGAAGCUGGCUGCGGCUGAGAACUCGGGAGAGGUGAACGGAGUCUCCGACGGGCCCAUGAUCCAGGGAAACGGCAAGCGUCUCUGCCUGGAGGAUGUCACUCUGGCCAUGGGCCCCGGCUUCCAGCACCCCCCUUACUCCUCGGGGCCCGGGGUGGGAGGCCACAGCGCUGUCAUGGAGGGCAACGGACUGAAUAACAAUGGCCUGGGGUCCCCGUAUGCCAUGCCCCCCAAAGCCAGCCCUGGAUCCGCCGCGGGGGGUGGAGGAGGGGCCGCGCACGGGGGCAUGCUGUCCUCCUUCAACCCCAACGGGAACAGCUCGGCGCCCUCCGUGGAGCAGGAGCUGCAGGACAUCCUGGACGAGCUCACCAAGAACCCGGACCCGUCCCUCACCGAGCUGGACAUCGAGAAGAUCCUGGGGAACAAGGGCGACGAGCAGGCGGGCGGCGCGGGGGGGUUCAUGCACCCCGAGGGCAGCGGGACGCCGAAGCGCUCCCCGCAGAGGCCCUCUCACCUGGAGAGCCACCUCACCCGCUCCCCAGGCUUCACGCAGGCCGCGGCCGCCGGCUCCCCACAGGUGGGGCCCAGCCCGCCCUACUCGCUCCCCCACCCGGCCAAGCCCGUGCCGUCGCCCCUCUCCGCCUCGCCGCUGUCCUCCUCGGCCCAGACGCAGAGCCAGGCGCGCUCCCCGAUGCUGUCGGCGGCGCUGUCCAACCGGGCCGGCUCCGCUUGGCACGAGGUCUCCCGCGCCCAGCAGCUGCAGCAGAUGGCCUCCAACAGCAAGCACAUGUCUGCGGGCGCGGCCCCGCCCCCGCCCCAGCCCUCGCCCUGGACCGGGCCCUCCCCGCCCUACCGGCCCAGCGAGAAGCUGCCCAGCUCGUCCCCGCACCAGCAGCCCUUCAGCCCCGCCGGGAGCAUCCAGAGCCCCCAGAGCGCGCUCAUCUCCGGCAUGGCGCCCGCGCCGUCCGCCGGGCCCUCCCCGCCCUACCGCCCGGAGAAGCUGGCCAGCCCCGCCCUGGCGCAGCCCCCGUUCAGCCCGCAGGGCGCCCUGCUGGCCAGCGCCGCGCCCGCGGGAGGGGCCGGCGGCUCCGCCCAGAGCUCCCAGGCCGGCUUCCUGCCCAACAUGCCGCCCUCGUCGGGGAGCACGCGGCCCUCCCCCCCCUACCGGACGGACAAGCACUCCAGCCCCACGGUGCAGCAGCAGGCCCCACAGCAGCAGCAGCCGCCGCCGCCGCCGCAAGCGCAGACUCACUCCUUCAGCUCGCAGAACGGGUCGGCCAGCAUGGCCAGCCAGCUCUUCAAGGCCAUGACCUCCGGCCAGCCCAGCGGCCUGAAGCUGCUCAUGCAGCAGCAGCAGCAGCAGCAGCAGCAGCAGCAAAACCAGCCGUCUGCGCAGCCGCAGUCCCAGCCGCAGCUGCCCCCGGCCGCGCACCAGGCCAUAAGCAAGGCCGGGCCGGGGCAGGACCCCUACUCCUUCAACAACACCAAGCCGCUCCGCCACUUCGACCCCGAGCCGCCCGCCCAGAAACUCGGGCCCUUGGUCCCGGGACAGGGAUCCUUGGGUCACUACCCGGGCCCGAACAUGCAGCAGGCGCCCCCGGUGGCGGGAGCGGGACACUCGCAGCUCCUGCAGCAGCAGCAGGAGAUGCAGCAGCGCAUGCAGAGGAGCAUGCAGGCGGGCGGGAUGGCGCCCCACAGCAGAGCGGAUCAGAGUCCUGGGAUGGUUCCUCGGCUCCAAGACCCUUCUGCUGUGCCUCGCCCUACGCAGAGCAACUACAACAUGCUGCUGAAGAGCCAGCUGAUUAAGAAACACAUCCUACAGCAGGAGAAGCAGAGGCAGAUGGAGCAAAUGAACGGAGGCCAGAUGUCAGACUGCCAGCAGGUGGUGCCAUUUCAAGGUGUUGGCCGUUCCCUCCCCUCAGAGUGCGGAUUCCCCAUGGGGACGCCCCCAGCCAACCCCGCCAUGCUGUCCCACAGCCCCAUGCUGUCCGGCCGGAUGGGGGCGCUCAACCAGCCUGGCCGCGGCGGUGGAGCCUUCAUGGGCAACGCAGGCCCCAAGCCGGCCCUUUAUCACCAAGAGUUUAGUGUGCCCCUUCAGCCAGGCCAGAGCAUGAUGGGAAUGGGUGUACCUCCUCGGCAGCCCAUGCACCACAGCCAAGCUCCAGCCCGGUCGGGAAUGCCGGGCCCGUCCUUCCAAGGGGGGCCCUUACAGCCUCAGCACCUUCGACACGCCCUCCACCAGGGCGGCGCUCUCCCCCGCAUGGUGUUCAACCCCCAGCAGCCGUCGCAGCCGCAGUCACAGUUGUGGCAGCAGCAGCAGCAGGGGCUCCCGCGCAUGGGCUGCGAUACGCACAUGGACCCAGGGCUCCACCAGCAUGCGUUCCCGGGCAGGGGAGCAGGCGGAGGGCCCCCGCAGUUCUCCCAGCAGCCCCUGCGCUCCGGCAUGCCCGCAAACUUCACCCCCCACCAGACUGGGGCUCCUCCCCCAAACCAGGUGGCCCCCAACCUGCCUGGCAGGCACAUGCAGAAGCUGCCUCCUGGCCACCCCCACCCCUCCAUGGCCCAGCAGGGCUUGAGGCCCCGUGGCCCCUUGUCUGCCAUGGCAGUGAUGAAGCCAGUACCCCUUGGGAUGGUGCCACCUGCCCACGGGAUGGCUCCGCCCAGCUACUCCUCCUCCAGCAAGCACCCGCUUGGGAUGGGGUACGGCAGUGGCAACCCAGGACAUAAACUUCCCGCGUACGAGUGCGCCCAGCACCAGAGCAACGGGGGCAUGCCUGGGGUGCCGGGAGGAGGUGGGGGAGGGGGGACAGGCGAGGUGGACUUCAUAGAAACGCUAGUGGGGUCCAACGAGGACUGGCUGAACAAUCUCACCAUGAUCGAUGAGUACCUGGAACAAAACUCAUAGUAGGCCCCCAUGAGCACCUUUGCAUGGGGAGGUUUCCAGGGACAUGGUUGUGUUUCCGGAAUGUUCAGAGCCAUACACGACGGGACGUCGUGUGAAUUUGGUAAAGAGCGAUGCACUGCAAAUGCCCCCAGUCUGGACCUUUACCCUCAGGCCACUCCCUCCCUCCACUGGUCCGUCCAGGGUGGGGAAUGCGAUCACACACACAAAGACAGACGGACAGAGGGACGUCCUCUGAAUUCUGUAACCACAGCCAUCGAGACAAAGCUCCUCAUUCAGUUAUAUCUGCAAGGUGUGUUGAGCAGGAAGUGUAGCAGGCCUCAGAGGUAUCUGGCCCAGAAGGGAAUACACACUGAUCAGAUCCAUGUACUGUAGAUGUAAGCGUACUCCUGAUGCAAUUCACAGGCAACACCGAUUCCCAUAGCUUCCUUUGUUUCCUGGCAAAUCAGCUUAAAUUACCAAAGGAGGUCUAAUUAAUCACUUUGGGCAGACCAGGCAUGUGUUACACUUCAGUGUUUUGCCACAGUGUCUUUUUAAACGUCAAACAUUUUCGUAUUAUGAAUGGAUUCAUUAUUUGACAUUUGUUGUGACUGAAUGUCUUACACCAUUUUAGUUUGUUCACAGACCAAAAUAGACACAAAAAUGUAAUCUCAGUAAAGGAUGUACUGAAUGAGGUUUGAUACUCUGUGCUUCUCGACUGUACAAUGAUGUAAACUGCUGUGUUUGGUAUGGUCUUUUCUCCCUGCUUCUUCAUCGGUGGAAACUUCCCAGCUGAACUGACAGCAGUUAAAAAUUUGCUGGUGUUGAUCAACUCAAAAGUGAUGGUCCUGUGGUUCAGAUUGAUAAGGUUCACAUAGGCUCUUGUCACCUCAAUUGAUGGCUAAGUAUGAUGAUCCUGGUUGAGCUGCUUUGCUUUUCACACAUAGCAUCCUCUCAACUGUGAUUGGCUAGGGUUCCCAUGUGAUGCCACUCUGCCAAUCAUGUCUGAAAACAGAAGUGAAAAACAUGAGAAAGGCAGUUAAUCUGCAAUCUAGAAAACUGCAGGUGUACCAAUGGGAGAGGAAGGAGAUCUGCCAUUGUGGUCCUGGCAGUUCUAGAACUGUUUAGUCUCAUGUUUUUUUUUUUUAUCGUGAGUGGAGGGAAGUUGGUCUGCAAGGGGCUUGUACAUAAUAAACUAUUUUGUAAAUUA